Cercospora beticola is the source of this 2777-nucleotide messenger RNA. Its product is annotated as fanconi-associated nuclease 1. The record is from RefSeq and is a predicted model, not a curated record. Gene Ontology annotation, molecular function: 5'-3' exonuclease activity; 5'-flap endonuclease activity; flap-structured DNA binding. Gene Ontology annotation, biological process: interstrand cross-link repair. Lineage: Eukaryota; Fungi; Ascomycota; Dothideomycetes; Mycosphaerellales; Mycosphaerellaceae. Gene Ontology annotation, cellular component: nucleus.
CCACUUGAACUGCCAACUUGCACGAGUUAAUGUAAUGAUACAGCGAUGCUGCAGGACAGCAAUACAUCCAAACAUAAUGCCAUGUUAGGAAAAAAGAUCGCGCAUCCAAAAUCCACCAACUACGACGACGAUGACCACUUUCCCACCCCUCCGCCGAAGCGCGUCAAGACAGGCGCGUCGCGUAUCGCCAGAGAUGAGAUUCCAGACUCGGAGGACGGCAGCGAUAUAGAGCUAUCGGCAGAACCUAAAGAUGCAAGGCGGACAGACCUGGAAACUGCUCUUCCUCAAAUCGAGACAGACAAAGAGGCCAUCGAAGCGUACGAAGCGUCCAAAGCAGCCGAGCAGGCAGAACUGGGCCUGCAGGAGCGGCUGGAUGGGCGGAAAUGGACAAGAGGGAAGACAUCCAUUUAUGUCGACGCUUUCAACCUUGCGCUCGAGACAGUCUUGGAGGAAGAGAGCCAUCUCUUCGACGAGGCGGAACAUGCUGUGUUCAAGCAGUGGCGGGAUUUGACAUACGAAGCACAAUACUUGUAUGUGCGUCUGUUCUUGCGAAAGACAUCGAGUUGGCAUCGAAUCACUCGUCUUGGAUACCACAGCGAUAUCGCAGAUUUACCUAAGGCUAUUGAAGAGCUGCAAGUGGUCCGCGACCUACCUAUAGCUUCUUCGCAGGAUCAAGAGCAUCCUGGCGAGCUGGCACCUCCCGAAGGCACGACCCUUGGUGAGAGCUUCACGUUUGCGGAUCGGUCCCAGGACUGUAUCACAACGCUCGAAGAGGCUUCGUCCUUGCUUUUACUAGACGAGCUCAAGGCUAUUGCGAAGGAAGUGAAAGUACAAGGCAAAAACAAGAAGGAAUUGUUGAAGAAUUUGCGCAGCACGAGCGGAUCCCAGACCGCGCUAUCACGUUUUGGCAGCUUACGACGAUCUGACACCGACGAGACAACAGCAUCGCGCGGUUCUGAGCAUGGAGAAGACGACAGCCGCGAGGCCACUCCCGGUAAGCUGGAGAAUCGCGAUAAUCAUUUCCUUGACAAAAUCAUGGCGGAAACAGGACCAUGUAUACGACUUUCUUUGGCGACGCUCAAGCUGUUUGAGCGUGUUCACUUGGUUUUUUAUCGAUCGACAGAGUGGACUGAGAAGUCUUUGACGACCAUCAUCCUCGCUCGUAUCGCGCGCCGAAAUUUCCCAGAAUACAUCGUAUCGCGUUCUGCGAGCAUUUUCCCUUCUCGUGCUUUGCUGUUGGAAUUCGAGGCUUCGGUGCGUACGCAAUUCAGAGUGGACAAUGUGCUGGAGUUCAAUGGAACACCCACGAAGGAGACUCUACAAGAUGUCCUUGGCAUCUGCGAAGAGGUCUUGCCACGCUGGCGUGUCCUGCUAGCUGAAGAACAACGGAAAGAAGACAGCAUCUACAGUACUGGGGAGGGAGCGUAUCUACGUCGGCUUUCGCCCGCCUGGGUCUAUACAAGGAUCGUGCACAAAGGAGCAUAUGUUCUGGGCAAGUUCAAAGACCACAAGCGAGAGCAUGAAGUGUUGUGCGAGCUGCUUGGACAGAAGCUUUUCCACACCUCUCGGCGCGGCGACUGGUACCAAAGAAAAGCCCUCCUCGAGGAACAUUACAUGCAUCUCCAUCUGCCAUGUCCUCCUGAAUGUAAGGACAUUGAAUCAAAGAAGAAGCAUUUCAAAAGAGUAGCGUUGGCUACCUGCGAAGAGGGAUUGCAAGACCAGUUGACGCAUCUCAUCUUCCACAGAGACCUUCAGAAGCGCAUCACAAAGCUAGAGAAGAGCUUGAAAAUUCCAAAACGUCAGCAGCAUGAUUUUGAGCAUGUGCGCCUUGCUAAAGCGCAGGAGCGCACAUUCGAGGGUAUCCGUAUUGAACGCAGCGCAUCGAAUGGAAGUCGUCGCAAUAGCGAACAGAAUAAACCGACUGGCUUUCGUGGAGCAAAGACAAUUUGGCUCGAUCCUGCCUUGAGCAGAAGCAAAGUCGAAGUCCCGUUGAAAGACGAGGAUUCGCCCACAGCAGAAGCCGACAGCGGACAAGCGACGCCCGAAUUGGAGGGCGAAUGCUCUGUCGAGGAAAUGUGUCUCUCCUCCUACCGCGCUCUCGGCUGGAAAGGAUAUCACUCAGAGGGUCGCAUUCUCCGGACUUUCUUCGCCUAUCUCUUCUUCGACAUUCUAUUCCUCUACAUUCCCAACGUCUUUCAAACAGCCUACCAGACCUGUCCCUUGGAUUUACAUACGGACGCAUUCUAUCCGAGUCGGAUCAGCGAAGUCAACACACGUUUGAACGAGAUCAGCAAUGGCGAUGCCACGAAGUUGAUCCAAGGUGUAUGGGACGCUCAUUACGAGAGGCAGACGUGUGUGGUGGGCCUCGAUUGGACAUUCGAGUUAUCGGACCUAUUGGAGAUCGCGUCUUGCUUCCCGCCCGCUGCGCUGAGCACGGUGAUGAAGGUCAUGGUGCAAGAGUAUGGGCAAAGAGGGGGUGGUGUACCGGACUUGUUCUUGUGGAGGCUGGAGAGGGAGGAUGGCAAUGAGGGCAAGGGUGAGGUCAUGUUCUCGGAAGUCAAGAGUGAGAACGAUCGGUUGAGUGAUACGCAGAGAAUGUGGAUUGAUGUGUUGUCGAGCGCCGGCGUGAGAGUGGAACUAUGCCAUGCUGUCGCGAAGGAGGUGAGGGUGAGAUCCUGACCAGGUGCGUUCACUCAGAACACCGAUCGCCAUGCAAACCACUUUUGUCUCUGAGAGUAUAGUGACCUCCUAGCUUGCGAGGUUGACUGCGGCCCAAA